GUACCUGCUCUUCAUUCAAACAGUUCUUUUCUCCUCUUCUGUCCUCUUCCAGUACUCCACGGACCUAAAGAAACUCUACUGUCAGAUCGCCAAGACGUGUCCGAUCCAGAUCAAAGUGCUGACCAACCCGCCGCAGGGCGCCGUCAUCAGAGCCAUGCCGGUCUACAAGAAGGCCGAGCACGUCACCGAGGUGGUGAAGCGCUGCCCGAACCACGAGCUCAGCCGCGAGUUCAACGACGGUCAGAUUGCUCCUCCCAGUCACCUGAUCCGCGUGGAGGGAAACAACCAUGCCCAGUACGUGGAGGACUCCAUCACUGGGAGACAGAGCGUCCUGGUUCCCUAUGAACCGCCUCAGGUUGGGACAGAAUUCACCACAAUCUUGUACAACUUCAUGUGCAACUCCAGCUGUGUGGGGGGGAUGAACCGGCGGCCCAUCCUCAUCAUCGUCACCCUGGAAACCAGAGAUGGACAGGUACUCGGCCGACGGUGCUUUGAGGCCAGGAUCUGUGCCUGCCCGGGUCGAGACCGGAAGGCGGACGAGGACAGCAUCCGAAAGCAGCACGUGACGGACGGCACAAAGAGCAGCGAUGCUUUCCGUCAGGUGUCUCACGGCAUCCAGAUGUCCACCAUCAAGAAGAGACGGUCCACAGACGAGGAGGUCUUCUGUCUGCCGAUCAAAGGACGGGAGAUCUAUGAGAUUCUGGUGAAGAUCAAAGAGUCUCUGGAGCUCAUGCAGUUCCUGCCUCAGCACACCAUCGAGUCGUACCGGCAGCAGCAGCAGAACCUGCUUCAGAAACAGUGAGUAUGGUUCAUCUUGAUCGUCUCUAUGAGGGACACCUCGAGGUCUCUGUCUCCAGAUCAUCCUCAGACUUUAUAGAAGAAGUGGACGUAGUCAUGGUGACGUCUCUCAUUGGUUUGU
Anarrhichthys ocellatus (wolf-eel) is the source of this 919-nucleotide messenger RNA. RefSeq names its product tumor protein p63 (gene tp63). Lineage: Eukaryota; Metazoa; Chordata; Actinopteri; Perciformes; Anarhichadidae. Gene Ontology annotation, molecular function: DNA-binding transcription factor activity, RNA polymerase II-specific; RNA polymerase II cis-regulatory region sequence-specific DNA binding. Gene Ontology annotation, biological process: protein tetramerization; regulation of transcription by RNA polymerase II; apoptotic process. The record is from RefSeq and is a predicted model, not a curated record. Gene Ontology annotation, cellular component: nucleus. The transcript is spliced from 6 exons. The coding region runs from base 155 to 802 and encodes 215 amino acids.